CAUGAAUGAGGCCAAUAAAAAAUGCCCUACGCUUCCCAGUCGUUUACACGUUUUCGUAUACCAAUCAUAAUAAAAAAAACAUACAUUAAUUGAAUCUUCGAUUGCAUUAUUAUCAUACAUUUCUUAAUUCUAAAGAUUUAAAAAAACUAAGGAUAAAAGAAGCGUUUGUUUCGCUAUUCUCUCUACACUUCUUUUUCUGUUCCUCAUCCUCUCUCUCGACCAUUUCCUUUUUGCUGUCUCUACGAUAAUGGCUUCCUCUGGAGUGAAAUUUGUGCCAGAAGAAGAUAACUUCUUACAGAGACAUGUAGCCUUCUUCGAUAGGAACAAAGAUGGCAUCGUUUAUCCCUCAGAGACAUAUCAAGGGUUUAGAGCAAUCGGAUGUGGAUAUCUCUUGUCGGCAUUCGCUUCUCUGUUCAUCAAUAUCGGUCUAAGCAGCAAAACUCGUCCGGGAAAAGGUUUCUCGUUAUCAUUUCCGAUAGAGGUUAAGAAUAUCCAUCUUGCUAAACACGGCAGCGAUUCAGGCGUUUACGACAAGAAUGGGAGAUUUGUGGAAUCGAAAUUCGAGGAGAUAUUUGCAAAGCAUUCAAAGACACAUCCCGAUGCAUUGACGAACAAGGAACUUAAACAACUGCUCAACUCAAACAAAGAGGCUAAUGAUCGUAAAGGAGCGAUUGCUGCAUUUACGGAGUGGAAGAUCUUGUAUUAUCUAUGCAAAGACAAGAACGGUUUGUUGCACAAAGACACUGUUAGAGCUGUCUACGAUGGCUCCCUUUUCGAGAAACUCGAGAAACAAAAAGCUUCUAAGAAACAUGCUUAAACGCACCCUUUUAAAAACUGUUUGUUUAUAAAUCUUUUUAUUGGUGAACAACGGCGUGGAGAUUGUAAUGUUUGAUUUUCAAAAAUUUGUUGUUCCCUU
Molecule: messenger RNA, 916 nt
Organism: Raphanus sativus (radish)
Lineage: Eukaryota; Viridiplantae; Streptophyta; Magnoliopsida; Brassicales; Brassicaceae
Product: probable peroxygenase 4
Exons: 7
Coding region: 248-817 (189 amino acids)
Molecular function (GO): calcium ion binding; monooxygenase activity
Source: RefSeq, a predicted model, not a curated record